ACACGAUUGCGUUAGCCAUGGAGGACUCGAAGCUCCAACGAUUGCACGACACGUUGAAGAAGCUAGCGCCUAAGGGUAAUCAUGGUGGCCUCGGGAGCGCGGGGCUGGUGAGGGGUGGAUUCAAGCAGAGGGACAACGGCCUUCCCAAGAAUGGUCUCUACUCGUACUUCGUGAAGCCCGGGCACUUCAAGACCACCUUCGCCGACAGCGAUGACGACGACGACGACGAAAAGAGCGGCGGCAGCGGGGACGAGAAAGCGAAGCGAAAGGCCAAGAAGCUUAAGAAGCGGGAGAAGAAGGACGCAAAAAAGGCCAAGAAAAGGGCCAAGAAGGAGAAGGCCGCGGCGGCGGCGGCGGCAGCAGCAGCAGCAGCAGCAGCGGAGUUGUCGAGCCAAGGGGUGACGGGUGGAGGGUGCGAAGAAGGAGAGAAGAGCAAACGAAAACCCCAAGGGACGGCUGCGCCCUCCAAUGGCACCGCUUCGGACGGGGAAACGCCUCGCAAGGAGAAAACCAAGCGAAAACGAGCAGGAACUUCCGUCGCUGCGAUGGAUGGCGAGGGUGCCAAGAAAACGAAGAAGUCGAAGAAAAUGGAGGAAGCGGGCCUCGAUCGAGCAGGAGACGUUAGCGACGUCCCCACGAAGAAGAAGAGAAAAAGGUCUGCCGGGGGGAAUGGGGACGAGGGGACCAAGAGCGAGGCCUCAAGCGAGGAAAAGGAGAGGGGGAAAGUGGGCGAGUCCGCCGCUGCGAACGGGUCGACUUCGAGCGAAACGAGCACCACCGGCGGCGAUACGGAGAAGAAGAAAAAUAUAAACGGAGGGAAAGCGACAGAUGCAGUAGUAGAGAAGGCGGCAAACGGCACAGCCGAACCGAGCGCCAGCGGCGGCGGCGGCGGCGGCACUGAGAAGAAAAAAAAGAAACGAGGGAAAGCAAGAGAACCAGCAGCGGAGGAGGCGGCAAACGGCACCGCUAAUGGAGUGUGCGGCAACGGGGUCGGGGACGACGAGGGAGUGGCGCAAGAGGGAGCUGUACCAAAAGCCAAGUCGGGGAAGAUGAAGAAACCGAAGUUCGGCAAGGCCGAGGCUGUAGAGGAGGAGGCGGCGAAAUCGCCGGGAAAGAGCAAGAAGAAGAAGUCGAGAGGAAGGGAGGGGGGAGACAGCGAAGCAGCUGCUGCAGAGGGCAGCGGCGAGAGCAAGGUCAAGAAGGACAAGAAAUCGAAGACGAAGAAGAAGCAAGCCGCUCGCGCUGCUGCAGCAUAGAAGCCGGACUCGUUUGAUCGAGCCUAUUACUCUCCCUUCUUCCCCUCGCUCCUCGACAAGCUUUUGCUUAGACAUGGGUUGUAGCGAAGGGGGGGGUCUUUCUGGCGAGCAGGGCUAGACUCACCCUCACGGGAUGACCGAAACCUUCUUGCUGCUGCGCAUACGCCGCGAGGCGUGCGUGUGGUGAUGGAGUUGGGUCGGCACUGAUGGGGUCAGGCGGGAAAAUGUAGAUGCGCGGGCCUUUCUGGCCGUCGGCGUAGGCAGUGAUGCCCAUCUCAUUUUUGUGCGCGGAGGCAGACACCAUCAGAAAGGUGGACGGGCACUACACGGCCCUAGAUGCUAGAGGGAGCUGUAUUGCCUCAGUAACCUGGCUUCGCCAUCAAAGGAGGAGGGAGCAGGUGGCGACGAGCUGAACUGGGCUGGUUGACCCCUUCGGCGCGAGAAUUUUUAUUUUUCAGACCAAGAACCUUGAGUGCAACGAGGGAGAAAGCGAGGAACCGACUGGGAAGGACAGCAACGAGAGCGUGUACGGACGGAGCAGGUCGAGUGGCGUUAUGCUCGGGCUGACUACAGCGGCGCCGGAUGGAGCAGCGGCACCGGAGCAUGCGGGCGACAUCGACCCGUGGCGCACGGACAAACAUUUAUAUCUGAUCUGUGUUGUCAAUUUUUCUCGUUUUUUUCCUGAUUUUCGGUGUUGGUUCUAUGUGAUGACGUCGUCACUGGUUUUGUAGAGAGACCCGUCAGAGAUGGCGUGGCUAACCCGGGUGCAUUGGUUUUGUGCCUGAUCGUGGAAGACCCCUUCAAUGUGGAACGAUUCUUAGCUAGUGUCGAUAUUUUUCACUGCAGUGCCUAACACAGACGAUCGGGAGAGAUUCGGGUGAUUGUCAAUUGCUGCUAUGACGGCUUUGGUUGGUUGUUAUUUUUCACUGUACGGCCGCAGACACAUUCUGACAGCACUUCAGACAGCAGCUUUGUGCCCCGCCAGCUGCUUGUUCCAUGCCUACCAUGGUGUUUUUGUACAGACAGCACUUCAGACAGCAGUAUGCUGUAGUCGGCAAUCUUCCGUUUUGGUAUAGAGUGGGACAGGGAGGGGGUGAUGCUACUGUAGUCGAACGGUGGGACGGACGUGCAGUUCAGUUUUUGGGCACGCAUACGGUGCUGCAGGGAUUUUUAGGUGUACCUCUUCGGUUUCUUGGAUACCUGUUUCUCGUUAUAUGUGUGCGUGUUCUUUAGAUCCU
This is a messenger RNA of Ectocarpus sp. CCAP 1310/34, 2494 nucleotides long. NCBI's taxonomy places the organism in Eukaryota, Phaeophyceae, Ectocarpales, Ectocarpaceae. The record is from the annotation of a GenBank genome assembly.